This is a messenger RNA of Pelmatolapia mariae (spotted tilapia), 5878 nucleotides long. RefSeq names its product CBFA2/RUNX1 partner transcriptional co-repressor 3 (gene cbfa2t3). Gene Ontology annotation, cellular component: nucleus. The record is from RefSeq and is a predicted model, not a curated record. Gene Ontology annotation, molecular function: transcription corepressor activity. NCBI's taxonomy places the organism in Eukaryota, Metazoa, Chordata, Actinopteri, Cichliformes, Cichlidae. The transcript has 12 exons. The coding region runs from base 1151 to 3217 and encodes 688 amino acids. Gene Ontology annotation, biological process: negative regulation of DNA-templated transcription; DNA-templated transcription.
GGACAGAGAGAGAGAGGAGGAGGAGGAGAGAGCCGCGGUUACUGCGCACAGUGGCCCCGCCAGCUCCACUCAUCAGUGAAGAAGACAAAACAAGUCUGCAAAUCCCAAAUUGUGAAUCCACAGGAAAAUAAACCGUCAGAUCUGCUCAGCCGAAUGUGAUUUUCUUUUUUGGAAGUGAAGCUUUUUUUUUUUUUUUUGCGUUCCUCUUUUUUUUCUUUAAAGACCACAACACUGAAAGACAGCGCGUCGUCGGAGAAGUGCCGUACUGAGAAGCGUGGUGGUGGAGCAGCCUGUCCACGGGCUGUAGGGUAACUGUGUGUUCAAACAUUUUUAAAAGAGACAGAAACAAAGAAGGUCACUUCGUUUCGUCGGAUGUACAAGGACUCGCUCCUGACACCACGGACUGUGGCUUAACUGUGAAGUUAAAAAAGGAGGGUUUUAAAGUUGUAACAGGAGGAAUAAUAGACGCACCCUGCCGAACAGAGGAUCCGCAUCUUUAUAAUUUCGUUUUUUUGCCUGGGGGAUGCGAUGAUUUCUGCAGUAGCGACAGGUUAAUAGUUUUGUUUGCUUUAAAAAAAUAUAGAUAGAUAGAUAGGUAUAUUUGGGUUUUUUUGCAGGUGAAACUCGGCUGUGUUUUUCCUUCUUCGAUCUGGGAUGGUUAAAAUGAGCAAGAGUGCGGAUUUACAUGCCUGGGACAAGUUCUGAUUUUUGCUUUAAAAGAAAACAAAAACAAAAACAACAACAACAACUCAGACUGCAAAAACCAAAGACAUCAAUCUGCUUAAAGAUCCAAGAGCUCUGGCUUUGAUUUUAUUUAUACGUUUUUCGAUAUAACUGAGAAGUGAAAUACCUCAUAAUUUAUUAAACCUGGAAAGUCAAGACCCCCUACUGAACACCCAAAGGAAAGUUAAACCGUCUGUUUUUUCCUGCUAGACUCUCGCUCUUUCCUCUCAAUAUUUCAAAGACAGAAAAAUAAGGAAUAAGACCGCGACAAAGCUUUAUUAUUAUUAUUAUUAUUUUCAAAUGAUGAGGAUUGAGAUGACAUAUAAAAAUCGGUUUUAGAAACUAUUUGGUGUGGAUUAUCUCCGCUACUGUUACCUCAGCUUGACCUCGACCUUCAUAAAGUAGCAGAGUGCAGAAGGUUGGAACAAUGCCAGAUUCACCUGCGGAUGUGAAAACCCAGCCCAGGUCCACCCCACCCACCAUGCCUCCUCCACCCCCGGCUGUCAGCCAAUCAACCAAUCGCAAUGCUUCGUUCACCCCUACCACCAGUAAAUCAAAUCUGUCAGAUGCCCCUCAGGCCCCUCCGAAACUACUGACCCAGUUCACGCCGCCUCCUCCUCCUGUCUGUUUAUCUGCAGUGCUGAAUGGGAGCAGCCACUCUCCUACAUCGCUAAACGGUGCUCCGUCCACUCCUAACGGCUUCAGCAACGGGCCGGCCAUGUCCUCGACAGCCUCGUUGUCCAACCAGCAGCUCCCGCCGGCCUGCGGCGCUCGGCAGCUCUGCAAGCUGAAGCGCUUCCUGACCACGCUGCAGCAAUUUGGCAACGACAUAUCGCCUGAGAUUGGAGAGAGAGUGCGCAGCCUCGUCCUGGGACUGGUGAAUUCCACUCUCACCAUUGAAGAAUUUCACGCUAAACUUCACGAGGCCACCAACUUCCCUCUGAGGCCGUUCGUCAUUCCUUUCUUAAAGGCAAACCUGCCCUUGCUGCAGAGAGAACUGCUUCACUGUGCCAGGUUGGCCAAGCAGACCCCAGCUCAGUAUCUGGCCCAACACGAGCAGCUACUCCUGGACGCAAACGCCAGCUCACCACUCGACUCCUCCGAGAUAAUGCUGGAGAUGAAUGAGCAUGGCAAGAGAAGGACCCCUGACAGGACCAAAGACAGCUCUGAGAGAGAUGGGUUGCACCCGGAGCACCUGGCUAAGAGGCCCUGCACCAUCAGCCCCAGCCAACGCUUCAGCCCCAGCACAGGUCUUCCUGCUCACCCUCCUCCCAAUGGACUCCCCACACACCCUCCCAAUGGCAUCCCCCACCCGCCAAACCCCCAAGUGGGACCCCAGCACUAUCGUUUAGAAGACAUGGCUCUGGCACACCAAUACAGAGAUGCUUACAGGCAUAACGAACACCGUGAAGUCCGUGACAGGCUCCGGCAGACAGCAGUCCACGGAGCUCGCCAAGAGGAAGUGAUUGAUCACCGUCUUACAGAUCGAGAGUGGGCAGAGGAAUGGAAGCACCUCGAUAAUCUCCUCAACUGCAUCAUGGACAUGGUAGAGAAGACAAGGCGCUCUUUGACAGUGCUGCGCCGCUGCCAGGAGGCCGACCGGGAGGAGAUGAAUCACUGGAUCCGGCGCUACAGUGACGUGGAGGAGAUGAAAAAAGGUGGGAGCAACGGACAGCACUGCCUUCCUCCUCCUCCUCUUCCUCCUCCUCACCACAACUCCUCCUCCAACACAGCUAGCAGCAGCGAGUCACUGCCCGUAGGAACUUCCUCGGCUGCUGAAAGGCAGACAGGCAGACAGACAGAGAUCCAUCGAGACUUCUUACACAGGCCUCCCUCAGGAUACCUCCCGGAAGAAAUCUGGAGGAAAGCUGGUACUACAAGCAUCCCGCUCUCCCCAGCACUAAAGCACCUCCAAAACAAGCAGGAGGAGGCAGUGAAUGAGGUGAAGCGACAGGCGAUGUCGGAGCUGCAGAAAGCAGUGUCAGAUGCUGAGAGGAAGGCUCAUGAGAUGAUUUCUGCCGAGCGCUCUAAAAUGGAGAGGGCACUGGCCGAAGCCAAGAGGCAAGCCUCUGAGGAUGCGUUAACAGUCAUCAACCAGCAGGAAGACUCCAGUGAAAGCUGCUGGAAUUGUGGGAGGAAAGCCAGCGAGACGUGCAGCGGCUGCAACACAGCUCGCUACUGUGGCUCCUUCUGCCAACACAAAGACUGGGAGAAGCACCAUCACGUCUGUGGUCAAGGCCUUCAGGGGCUGCCAGGGGGCAGCAGUGUCCCUCUAGGAACCCCCUCCUCCAGCUCCUCCGCCUCCUCCAGCGCGCCCCCAACUCACUCCGAGGGCACUCCUCCAGGACCCCUGUCACUCGCAGCCCAGAGCAGUAUUGCGGGAGGGGCCGGCAGCGGAAGUGUUUCUGCCAGCCCCAAAGAGAGCAGUUCCAGCAGUGCCUCUCGCUCCACAACUCCAGCCACCCCCGCACUACUGGAUGCCACCUCUCGCUGACGUCUGACCUUCGUCGCUUCCCUGCAUACCGAAGUGACAGCGCUCACACUUCACACAAAACCAAACUGAGGAAUCUUCAUCGCAAACUGCUCCAGUCCCCUCCUUUAGCUCUUAUUUCCCUCAUAUCCCGAUCUUUAACAUCUUCUUUUUAACGUGAUGAUGGACUUAUUUCCUCACCUUCCUCCAGAAUACUUUCUCUUUCACAGCCACAGAUACAAAGAUUGUGGUCUGGGGUUCAAUGUAGUGUAAAGCAUGACGAGUGCAGUGUCUCCUUUCUCUGUUGAAGAAACAUAUCAGAUGUGUUUGCUGAGAACAUGAGCUUUGACUUGAAGAUUUGCCCUCAGUAACGUAAGCAUGGUAAAUAAUGUCCACUAUAAGGGCUGUGAGGAAGCAGCAUCGAUGGGGGAUGACUAGGCCGAUUAGCACCUGGAUAGGAUUUCCCUUUAAUUUAGCACCAAUGAGAUGAGCCCUGAGAUGUGCACUAACAGUCCAAACAGUUCCCAGAUGUGGGACUUUUUCUAGUAUCCCAUUGGAGAAAGGCAAGGAGCAUAAUACCUUUUUUGUUAUUUUUGAGGGAAGGGGUAAAAGUUGGGAUGCGAUUAAUUCCUCAGAAACACAGCUUAGUAUUUAUUAAAAGUUCCUUUCUGGCUUUAAGGGAAAACAAAGAGAAGUCCAAAUAUUCUAAAUAAAGAAUAAUAGCGAUGAUGCUGACGUUGAUUAUGAUAACAGUAAUGAUAUGAAAAAAUAACUUAAUUUUGAACUGCUAACUACCUUGCUAGCGAGCCAAGAAAAUCUACACCGGACUCACCUCUCUGCACCAUUAUGAACCCAAAUGAUUUCAAAGAUGAAAAAUAACAUGAUCCAAACCUUUGUAUUACACUGCCAAAGUGAGUAAGUAAGCGAUAAAGAGAAGCACUCAUCUUGUAACCAAACACAAAGCAACAUCACCUCCUCAGCAGAUAAGCCAGCCCUGAGACGACCGGGCUGCAGAGGAGCUGCAAAACGGGACCCAGAGACAGCAAACUGUGACCUGCUUUCAUGUGCAGCUGCCUCCUGCAGUCUGGGUAAAAGUACAGCGAUUCCUCAGAGACGGCCCAGACUAGUGAAUAUGGACAAUGCUCUGAACUUACCUACAAGAAAGACUUAAUGAAAUAGAUGGAAACCCUGCAACAGUGUGUUUUUGUUUAAAUGGUAGAGAGGACAAAGAGGAACGAAAAAAGCUACACAGCCUCAAAGGAGACGAUGGUGUGUACAUGGCAAAGGAGCUGCCAAAACAGAAAAAAAAAAACCUCAACACAAGCUUGAAAACAUUGUCCAAGAUGGCAUUACAAACUAUGGAGACACGUGGAAGGAUUGUUUGUAAGUUUUUGUUGUUUUUUGUUUUCUUUUUAAUUUACGCUCCACAGCGAGGAGAUCUUUGAAGGAAUUACCUUUACAUUUACUCCCUCCUUUUCCAAAGCAUGAUAAACACAAGACAGAGCCUAAAAAAGGGCGGUGUAGACUUUGUUCUCCUCUCUCUUUCUACCUCCCCUCACCCCUCUCCUCCCUUCCAUGUUCUUCCCCGACUACUUGACUCACGUGUGCCCUACCCCUCCGCUGGCUUUGGACAGAGAGCCACAAAGCAAGUCCCACGGGUAGGGCUGAACCCGCUUGUAGAUAUCGUUCCUCUUUUCAUUUUUCAAUAAUGUCUCUUGUUGCUGAUGUCCACACGUGCUGCCCUUGUGUAUAUCCAGAAAGACGGACUUUUGUUUUAGUUUUGCUACCUUUCACUUUCCUCCUUUGAGUUCGGGUUGAGCAGUGAAGACAGAGCAAGGACGCUUAUGUUUAUGAGAGGAAGCCCUGCAUUGUACUUAUUGUUUGAUUUGUUGAAUCUAUAUCAAUGAGAUGGAAACCCCUCUUGUAGAAUAUUUUGUAUUGCUCGCAUUGUAAGACAGUGAGAGGACGGAGGUGCAAUAUGAAGAGAAUUCAGCUACUGAAUGGAACCUCAGCAACUGCCCAUAGGGUGUCAUAUAAUAUAGAUACAUAUAAAUAUAUUUAAAGUAACAUCAGUAACUUAAUGUGAAUGUACAUAGUAUUUAAAGAGGUCCAAAAAUGUGUUUGCCAAAUAACAGAAACCUUUAAAGUUUAAUGUCCAGAUUUUUUUUCACAGUACAUUUGUUUCUAAAAUUGAUCGACUUUUUUUUUCUCUCAUACAAGUUAAACACUUUUUCAAUUUUCACUCAAAUCAAAGUGUCAUGUGACCCUGAGUGGAGGAAACUGUUGGCAACAGUGGUAAAACAGCUCUGCAUCCUGCAGUAGGUGACUCAACAGUGUGUAUUAAUAGAAAGGCUCAGUGGUAACUCAAUUAGUUUUGUUUUUUUUCCUCAUUUACACCAAUUUUUGGAAAUGUCAAACUUGACACAUCACGUCAAGCACUCCGUUUCUUACCAGCCGUUUAGCUCCAGCGCCCCUGUAGUGAUCCUCUCUCUCUUGGUCCUCAUCAGUCUGCGUGCAUGUGGUUAAGAGUGUUUGUUUCUCCCAUGGUGCAGGAUUAAGCGAUACGCCAGUGUUAAGCUACAGUACAUGACAAAUCUAAUUUGAUACCCAAUCUUUAAAAUGUUGUUCUUAACUCCUCGCUGCUUAUUGUUCAUUUGUAAAGAUACAAUUUGAGUAUAAGCUGCU